AUGCCUGAGAACAUGGAUAUAGACGCGCCUCCUGGACCCUCAGAGGCAAGGUCGAUCUCACGCGAUCCACGCCUUAUUGCUCAGUCGCUUCCUCCCAUUCCGAGGACCAUUCCGAGGACCAAUUCGUGGAGUUCUGGCCCAACUCGUCCGAAUGUUCCCAGCGGUCAGCAAGUGUCCGCUCUCUCUCCAGUCAACCAGCAAAAUUUCCCUCUCGCCAGUUUGCCACAAUCAAUAUCCGAGUUUGUACUUGCGACAGUAAACCUCGCAAAUUACAAGGCUGAGAAAGAGAGGCUGCAGAAGAAAAAAGCGACCACAGAUGCAACGCUGAGGAAGGCUCAAGCCCACACAAACUUUCCGGCAGUGAUUUCAUACCUCCAGCAGAUUAGUAGAAACGAAGAUGUCGAUUUGGCACGGAUUGAUGAGUCGAUGAACCGGCAUUUAUCGAUCUGCCGGCAAUUGGAAAACACCAUCAGUACGACUAUGAACCAAUCACAGAGUUCUUCUCAAGCAAAUGAAAAAGUGUUGAAACUUGAAGCCGAGUUGGAGAAAGUCCGGUCAGAAGCCAGGAAGAUGCACGGGGAACAAGCCAAGAAGAUGGACGAGGAACUUGUGAAGUUGCGACGCUCUGAUUCCGAAAACCAAAUGAUGAGAACAACCACUGGAUUUCUACAAGACAGGGUCUCUAAACUUGAGGCAUCUCGCAAAGAUAUUGAUUCACAUUUUGGAAUGGUGGAAGAACGUCAGCGCAACAUUGACAGUCUUAUAAAGCAGACGGGCGAUCAAGAAGUCUCUAGUCACAGACAAUGGGAGUCCAUCGAGCGAUUGAGAUCUGAGUUGGAUAAGACUACGAAGUCCUGCGGCUCAACUACCGAUUAUUUGGCUCAAUUCAAGAACGAGGCCUCGAACCAGCUCAAACAACUCCACAAGGAGGUGGCUGACCACAGAAAGAUCCCUGUUGAAAUUGCAUUCGUCAAGGAGCAGAUAAAGAAGCUGGCUGCCGCGCAUCCGCAAGAGCUUGCUGCCAGUACAGAGCCACUGAAGGAACAGAUUGCUGCCCUCGACAGCCGUAUAACCCUACUAAAGAGUACUAUACCUGAUGUCCAAAAAAUUCCAAACCUACUUCCUGUGAACACCGUUGAAGUGGGAACCCACAAGCUGGGGGAAAACCCUCAUGGGAACGGGGUACUUCCCAUGAACAAUGAUGAGACUAAGUAUUUGAAGAGGCUUGAGGCUCUAGAAGAAGGCAUCAAUGCUUUAACCGAAAUUCGUUACAUGGCAGAUGAAUUCAAUCAAAGCGAGCAUCAUGAGUUUAGGCAAAAACUAGAAGCACAUACUGCAGAGCUAGCAGAGCUGAAAGCAAGCCGUGAUCAAGUCUCUUCCAAACUUGUCAGUCUGGGCCAACAAUCCGCUUCUACAGCCCAGGCCUAUACCCAGAUUGCCGAGCUGAAAACAAGCCGUGACCAGGUCUCUUCCAAACUCAUUCUUUUAGAACAACGGUUGUCUUCUGCACCCCAGGCUCAUACCCAGGUUGCAGAGCUGUCCAAUACGCUGAAGACUUUUGGCCAGAAACUCCACACAGUCCAGGUUGCACUGCAUUCCCUUGAAACGAGGUACAACAAUCUGACCACAGAGCCAAUUGUCAGGAGCAUGGUGUCAGCGAUGCAAGAAAUGUACCCCGCUCAGAGUGUUCUAAUAGAGCAUGUGACGGCAUUGAAGAAUCAGCUUGAUAGUUUACCCUUAGACCGGUGGAACAACUCUCCAACGGAGAUCGCAGCUCUUCGGACUCAGCUAGAGGGACUUAUUCAAAGUAACAAAAUUUUGAAGUCGAAUACGGAAGAAAUAAACCAGAUCAAGCGAGAAUUUUCAAAUCUCUUGCCGCCUCUGAUAACACGGGUUGGAAGAUUGGAGAACGACUCCCAGCCGAAACCGCAGCUCUCCGAGGUUGAAACAAAAGUCAACUCACUAAGCGAAAGGCUAGACGCUCAUGCUACACGCUUUGAUGGACACCUCAAAUCUAAGGAAACUGCUGACGAGAUUCUCAUCCAAACCUUCAACUUGGAGCGUGACCGAUUGAAUGCAGAACUGAAGGGGUUACACGACGAAUAUCAAAGCCUGGUCAAUGUCCAAGAGGAGCUUCGAACACAGGUAUCAGAAGCACUGCAGCCAUCAAAUCUUGUCCAUACGCAAAGGAUGGACGAUUCGGCUAGGAAUUCGAAUGAUACUCGAAUUUCUACUCGGCCAACUUCUGCCACACGAGGUUCUGCUCAGCCAGGUUCUUCUCUGAAUUUUGGACUGGACGGGCAGAUUGAUCCAACAAUUUCGUCAGGCUCAGACGGCUUCUCAAGUGCUUCGCGUUCCCCUAAAAGAGAGCCGAAUUUCGAUGAGAACCAGACGGAUAUCCGAUGGGAGGACCCCAUGCAAGGAGAUUCUUCCUCUUUCAAUGGGUCACAGAUCGAGAAGAAAAAGAAGAAGAAAAGGCCUCGGCAUUCGGGCGUCUCGGGCGAGAACGGCCUACUAAAAGCCACCACCUUGAUGAGACCAGAGGAAGAUCCCAAAGCCAAAAAAAAGAGAAAGAAGAAGCGAAAAAUCAACCAGGAAAACCCGAUCCUAGUCGAAUAG
Molecule: messenger RNA, 2619 nt
Organism: Penicilliopsis zonata CBS 506.65
Lineage: Eukaryota; Fungi; Ascomycota; Eurotiomycetes; Eurotiales; Aspergillaceae
Exons: 1
Coding region: 1-2619 (872 amino acids)
Source: RefSeq, a predicted model, not a curated record